Messenger RNA from Monosiga brevicollis MX1, 1431 nucleotides. RefSeq lists its product as uncharacterized. The transcript is spliced from 8 exons. NCBI's taxonomy places the organism in Eukaryota, Choanoflagellata, Craspedida, Salpingoecidae. Gene Ontology annotation, biological process: UDP-N-acetylglucosamine biosynthetic process. Bases 88 to 1431 code for a protein of 447 amino acids. The record is from RefSeq and is a predicted model, not a curated record. Gene Ontology annotation, molecular function: UDP-N-acetylglucosamine diphosphorylase activity.
CUCUCUGUUUCGCUCACUUUCGCUUUUCUGUGUGAUCGAGCGUGCAAGUCCCAUCGCUUUGGCUUGACUUGCCUGUCGUCCAGCAACAUGGCAAACUACGAUGAACUGAUUACUUCUUUGCAGACACAUGGUCAAGAUCACGUUCUGCAGUUCUGGGAUCGUCUGAAUGAUCAAGAGCGCGCCGAACUGGCCAAUGACCUGGCCUCGGUCAACUUUGAUCAGGUCAAAUCAGAGUUUGACACUGCCAUGAGCGCCGCCUCCAUGGGCAAAUUGGACGACUUCAUGCAGCCGCCCCCGGCCGAAUCCAUUGGCCACGCCGACUCUUUUCCUCCCUCAGAUCAGAUGCGUGAAUGGUUCCAAGCCGGUCUUGCUGCCAUUGCCAAGGGCACUGUCGCUGCCCUCCUGCUUGCUGGUGGUCAGGGCACCCGACUCGGUAGCAAAGACCCCAAGGGCAUGUUUCCCCUCGGUCUGCCUUCGGGCAAGACCUUGUAUCAGCUGCAGGCCGAGCGCCUGGUCCGCCUGCAAGCCCUGGCUGCCGCUCAAUUUGGAGGCCAGCCCGUCAUUCCAUGGUACAUUAUGACGAGCGACGCCACGCUGGAAAAGACACGCAGCUACUUUGAGUCCCAUCACUAUUUUGGAUUGGACAAGGCCAACAUCUUCUUUUUCAAGCAAAACGUCAUCCCCUCCUUGACACCCGAGGGCAAGCUGAUGUUGGGUACCAAGAACUCGCUGGCCCGUAACCCGGAUGGUAAUGGCGGCCUCUACCGUGCGCUGAAGGACUUUGGCGCCCUUGCCGACAUGGCGGCCCGCAAAAUUGAACACGUUCACGUCUACUGCGUGGACAACGUCUUGGUCAAGGUGGCCAACCCAGUCUUCAUUGGCUUUUGUAUGUCCAUCAACGCGCCAGCAGGUGCACUCGUCGUGCCCAAGGCCUCGCCCGAGGAGAAGGUUGGCGUUGUGUGCCAAGUCAACGGCAAGCACCAAGUGGUCGAGUACUCUGAGAUUUCCGAGAAGACGGCCCACCUCCGCAACGCGGAUGGCGCACUCACCUAUGCUGCCGGAAACAUUUGCAAUCACUACUUUACCCGUGACUUUCUUGAAAUCUGCAGCAAGCGGUACGACGAACUGCCCUACCAUGUUGCACACAAGAAAAUUCCAGUGGCCAACGAGGAGGGCGUGCCCGAGACGCCUACCAGCAACAACGGCAUCAAGCUGGAAAAGUUUGUGUUUGACGUUUUCCGCUUUGCGGACAAGCUGGCCAUCUUGGAAGUGACGCGCGAAGCCGCCUUCUCGCCCCUCAAGAACGCCAGUGGAGCAGAAAGUGGCACUGCCGAGACAUGCUGUCGCGAUCUUUUCAACUUGCAUCGCCGCUAUCUGGCGGCAGCAGGGGCCAAGUUUGUGGUCGGUGGUCAAGAGGUAUGUAGUGAUUGA